Messenger RNA from Eucalyptus grandis, 396 nucleotides. RefSeq names its product wound-induced protein WIN1. Gene Ontology annotation, molecular function: RNA nuclease activity. Lineage: Eukaryota; Viridiplantae; Streptophyta; Magnoliopsida; Myrtales; Myrtaceae. The record is from RefSeq and is a predicted model, not a curated record. Gene Ontology annotation, biological process: defense response to bacterium; defense response to fungus.
AUGAGUUUCAGUUUCUGCCAUGGCGCCGCUCUUGCUCAUAGCGCUUCCAAUGUCAAGGCAACGUACCAUUACUACUACCCCGAGCAGAGCGGCUGGGACUUGAACCAACGUGCUUAUUGCUCGACCUGGGAUGCGAAUAAGCCCCUUGCAUGGCGCAAGAAGUACGGCUGGACCUCUUUCUACGGCCCAGUCGGGCCUCGCGGGCAGGCCUCUUGCGGCCGGUGCUUAAGGGUGACCAACACGAGGACCGGAGCUCAGGCAACCGCGAGGAUCAUCGACCAGUGCAGCAACGGAGGGUUGGAUCUGGAUGCGGGCGUUUUUCGCAGGUUGGACACCGACGGGAAUGGCAACGCUUAGGGCCAUCUUGUUGUGAACUAUCGGUUUGUCGCUUGCUGA